Aspergillus versicolor CBS 583.65 is the source of this 786-nucleotide messenger RNA. RefSeq names its product oxidoreductase, short-chain dehydrogenase/reductase family. The record is from RefSeq and is a predicted model, not a curated record. Gene Ontology annotation, molecular function: oxidoreductase activity. Bases 1 to 786 code for a protein of 261 amino acids. Lineage: Eukaryota; Fungi; Ascomycota; Eurotiomycetes; Eurotiales; Aspergillaceae. The transcript is spliced from 4 exons.
AUGUCCUUCCCGUAUAAGCACUGUCUGGCUAUCGGCGCCACCUCCGGCAUUGGCCGGGCCCUGGCGUCAAGACUAAUUGAAGCCGGCAUAAAGGUCACAGUUGUCGGUCGGCGUCAAGAAAGACUAGACGAGUUUGUCAAUUCGCACGGGCAUGAAAAUGCCAAAGGCGUGGCGUUUGAUAUUGCUCGACUGGAAGAUAUCCCCCGAUUUGCCGCGGACGUCAUUGCCAAAUCCCCCGAUAUCGACUGUCUUUUUCUGAAUGCGGGAAUCCAGAACCCGUAUGAGCUUGACAGUGCACAGCAGUUCGACCUAGCCAGUUUCCACGAGGAAGUCAAGGUCAAUUUCUCCAGCUUCGUGUCUCUGGUGCAUGCCUUUUUGCCGUAUUUCAAGAAGAAUCCCAACCCUACAUCAUUUGUCUUCACCGGCUCAAACCUCGCCAUUAUCCCUGCAGCCUCUCUCCCUGCAUACUCGGCAUCAAAGGCAGCCCUAAACGCCUUCACACUCUGUCUACGAGAGCAGCUACGCCAUUCAAAAACGAAGGUUAUCGAGAUAUCUCCCCCUCCUGUGCAGACUGAACUACACGACUACAUGGGCGAAGAAGCCGGUCGUGGGAUGGGCAUGCCCCUUGACGCAUUCACGCAGCAAGCGUACGAAGGUCUAGUCGAAGGGAAAGACCAGAUUGUCAUUGGGAGUAUCGGAUCCGCUGAGACGUUCCAUGAGAUUAUUGAUAAGCGCCGCGCUGCGUUUGCGGAUUUGGCGAGGGUUAUUCGUGGUGGGAAGCCGUGA